AUGCUUAAAAAUAAGCAAGGUUCGCUUAUUGGCAGUACUAGUCCAUUUGUAACUCAAUCAUCAUUAACAGUUUAUUUUUCGCAAAUACCAUCGAUGGUAUUUAGCUUAACUUCGGAAUGUGAUCCAAGUUCACAAGUUCGAAAACCGUCUGCAGUAAACAACAACACAUAUUUUUAUUGCGAUUCGCAAGGGCAGUUUUCUUUGCGCAAGUGUCCGGAUGGCAAUUAUUUCAAUACAAAAUUAUUGGAAUGCAUGGAAGAAAUUAGAUUAGCAGAUGAAGCUGAUCCAUUCUUAUUGCCUCAGUUUCAAGCACCUGAGGAUUUGUGCGGAAAUGGUACCCCUCUAACUCGCUUGAGUGCUCCUGUCGUUUGCAACCCAUCGAUCAGCAGUUGCCCUGAUGGAUAUAGUUGUACUAAAUACGGCAAAACUGGUACCGCAUAUUGCUGUCAAGGUGCUGGAGAUGAAACAGAAGAUGCUGAAUAUUAUUGUCAGAAUGAUGAAGUAACUUAUUUCAAGAAUUCAAACGGAAAGCCUCAAAUUUGCUCAGUAAGGGAUGAAAGUUCUUGUCCGCCAGGUUUUUCAUGUACUCUUAUCCGAAAUGGCGCCGUCAAUAAUGACUUCGGUUUCCGAUGUUGUGGUAAACAUUUUGGUUGCCCACCAAAUUCAGCUGCACAGAUCAAUCGAAAAACCAAUUCUUUUGUAAUUUGCUCAUCAGUGAGGUCAUGUGAGAAUGGCUUUGCAUGUGUCCCUAGCACUACUGCCAAUGCUAACAUUUGUUGUUCAGACACAAAUUUUGCAGCACAAAAGGUUUGUCCUGCUGGCAAACCUCUUUAUAGUGGUCCCACGUCAUGUUCCGAAAAGUCACCUUGUCCUAAUGGAUACUUCUGUGUAACAAGCAACAAGAAAAAUUAUUGUUGUCCUUCACAAGAAAAAAUUUGUCAUUUGCCGCAAGAAGCCGGUGAAUGUGGAAGUGACCAGUGGAGAGUGAUAGUUACCCGUUAUUAUUUCGAUACAAAAACAGGCACAUGCAGAUUAUUCAACUACAGUGGUUGCAAUGGAAAUGAUAAUAAUUUCGAGAGUAUGGAGCAGUGUCAAAGCUUUUGUCUUGCUCAGCAAUGUGAAGUUGGUGUGGCAUACCGUAUGGACGCGGUAAAUGCAGCAUGUUCUCCGCAGGUCCGAAAGUCUUGUCCAGAGCAAUUUACCUGUCAAGAGCCAGUCUUCGGACCUGUCUCGAUAUGUUGUCCUGAUCCACAAAAAGUGUGCAAUGAAGCACCCUCUGCUGGGACGACGUGUUUUGGCAAGUCGAUGACCACUCGGCGAUAUUACUUUGAUCAAAAAAGACAAAAAUGUCAAGCUUUUGACUACUAUGGAUGUUCUGGUAACAGCAACAAUUUCCGUAACGAAACACAGUGUGAAGAUUUUUGCUUGUUCAAUGCUGAACAAGUUUGCGAUAGCAGUGCUGCACUAAAAGAUCCAAGUGGACGCUUACAGAAGUGUAAUACCUUUUCAACAUGCCCUUCCGGAUAUUACUGUAACAAAAAACAGUACUGUUGCCCUACGCCUGUUCCUAUGAGUAGUGGAAAUUUAUGCUCGAUGUCGAGAAAGCAAACUGCUUGGUAUUAUAAUGCAGUCAGUGAAAGCUGCUUACAGUUUACAUAUUUAGGCUGCGAUGGCACAGCAAAUCGUUUUACAAGUGAAGAAGCUUGCAUGAUGCAUUGUGCGAAGAAUCAAAAACUUGGCAAAUGUCCUUUAGGAAUGUCAUUAGUUUUAGAUGACCAAAAAACGCUCCCGAGGACUUGCAAACUGAAUAUUGCUGGUUCAUGUCCAGAGUGGUCAUCGUGUGUCCCAUCAUCUACCAAUACUCCCAUCUGCUGCACAACAGAAGCUAAGUGUCCUGACCAUCGCAUACCAUACGUCAUCCCAAAUUCUGAUUCAUUUGUCAGUUGUCGACCAGAUAACGACAUUUGCCCAACAUCGUCAGAUUGUAUGGAAAGUUCAGUGCCAGGUUUCUACAUGUGUUGCUUGCAAUCAACUGGUAAUGCUUUGGACAUGGUUUCGGAACCAGAAGCAGUUUGCCCUGAAAAUCUUGCAAGUAAUGGUCAGACUUGUGACAUUAAUGCUGACGUAAAUUGUCCAAAAGGAUAUACAUGUCUGAAUCAUUUACCAUCCCGUAAUGGUUUAUGUUGCAAAGCAAGACCAGUUUGCCUCAAAGGAAAGACUUACUACACGACACGACGAAAGGCUCAUAUCUGUGGUCAAGGAUUAGAAGUGUGCCCAAAAGGUACUGCUUGUUUGAUAUCAUCAGUACCAAACAUAAAUAUUUGCUGUAAAUUUGCAUCUCACCCGUCUGCAACGUCAAGAUUUUUACGUCCUAAUGUGAUCACGCCACUUUGUUCUAAUGACCGCAUUCCAUUUUAUGACCCUGGUAAACAGUGCUUAACCUCUCAUCGUGGUCAGUGUCCUGCUAACUUUAGCUGUCAAGUGGCAAAAUCCGGUGGCUUGUACUACUGCUGUCCCGUAUCUCCCAAUGAAUGUAUCAAUGGUCACAAAGCGUACACACCACCUGGUUCCUCGGUUCCACAAACGUGCAGUAUCAAAUUCAAUAGUUGCCCUCCAGGCUACAGCUGCCACCCGUCAGUAGAUGGCUCUACCACGUUCUGCUGCUUGGAUCUUGCUGCUGCUGCAGAAUGUCCAGUUGGCUCCUCUGCCUACCUUUAUGCAAAUCGUCCUCUAGCAUGUCCACCAGGCUCAAACCGUUGCCCAAAUGGCUAUACUUGCACUAGAUCUACCGUAUACAGUGUACAUCUUUGCUGUUCUGCGUCACUUUCACCAGUACUUAUGUGUGCUGGUGGUAUAGCAUACAUUGAACCAGUAACAAGUGAACCACAGCAAUGUUCACCUUUGAUGAACAACUGUCCACCAGGUUAUUUGUGUCAGGAGAGUACUUCUACUGGUCAUUACUUGUGUUGUACAUCGGGACAUCUGAAUACUCUUUAUACAGGAUACUGUCCAAUUGGCCAAAUACCGUACGUCCGAUAUGCAAACGAAGAACCCUCAACAUGCCACAUGACUCUGCGACCUUGUCCCACAACCGCACAAUAUUUGUGCAUAUACAGUGCUGAAAAGUUGGAUUCAUACUGUUGUGCACCUAUCGAUACCACUUUUAUUGCUCAACCAGAAACUAUCAUUCAGUCCGAGACUUUGAGUAUCACGGGUGACGCGCAGUCAGGAUGUCCAGUGGGAUCACAACCAUUGUUGGAUCACUGGAAUCGAAUUCAAAGCUGCAAUCCUGAAUUGUGCCCUCAAACUUAUGCAUGCUAUUACUCUGCACAGCAUACACGUUAUCAGUGUUGUUCAAGUCUACCAGAAAAUUUUCAAGGAGCACUUGGGUUUGCUGCCGAUCCUGUUGAAAGUAUCUGCGAACGUGGAUCAGCCAAGAAAGGAUGUGAAGAAAACGAUCAGUGUUCUAUGCGUGUUUCCGAAGCCCGAUGCGAACGUGGUUACUGCGUAUGUCCCCGCAAUAAAUUGAUACACCAAUCGAAAUGUGUAACACACUGCCCCGAAGGAUUCAUUGACAUAGCAGCAAGAUGUCGUGAUUUAACAACUAUAGUAUUUAUGGAUUCGGUCGAUGAACGUACAAACGGUACUAUCGGUGGUUUUUGCAAAAAUACCGUUAUUGUAGAAGAGCAAUGUGAUGUGAAUGGUUCAUACUGCAAUGAAAUUACAGUUACUUGUCAAUGUAAACCAGGAUACGAACUAAACUUUGACAUGGAUAACCGCAAUGAUACCGGGUCCUGCGUUAAAAUGGAAGAGAGUAAGUAUGCUCAUCAAACAUCAGACAAACUAGACAAUUCGGCUUCGAUAGGUGUUUCAGAGCAAAUGGACAAUGAUAACAACAUAUGGUUUAAUAGUACACGAUUAUCAAUAGAGAACAUUGAAUUAGAGGAUGAUGCUGAUGAUUUAGGAAGAUAUUUACUUCAAACUGAUGACGCUACUAUACAUGGAAAUUGAAA
Molecule: messenger RNA, 4013 nt
Organism: Thelazia callipaeda (thelaziosis nematode)
Lineage: Eukaryota; Metazoa; Nematoda; Chromadorea; Rhabditida; Thelaziidae
Source: the annotation of a GenBank genome assembly